UAGAGCAGCGUGAUAGAAAAGCUUGUCCUACAACUGCAACUUUAAACUUGGCAAGGAGCAAUAUUUCCCUGUUCUCUUAAUGUUACUGGUAACGCGAACCAUUCCCAUCUUUACUGAUGGAUUGUUUUUUCUAGACGGCGUCAGAUGGCGUUAGGGAUAUGACAGAUUCUUACCACCAAGAUUUGAGCAAUGGUCUCGAGAAUGUCCCCGUUAUAAUUGACUGCAGUGUUGUUGGUAAAGUUGAAUUGCCCAACUUCCAGUACACACCUGACAAUGUCCCAGGGCCUGGCUGCAGCAGUGACCCAACUGAGAUCACCCUUCCUGGGUGCCAGUGCCACACACACUCCUGCCAGAGCGACAAGUGCCAGUGUUUGCAGCGGUACGGUCCAGCAUACAGCGACCAGCAGAGGCUACUGGGCCGCAGGGAUGCGGAGAGCGGCUACUCCAGGCCCGUGUUCGAGUGCAACGCCCUGUGCGACUGCAGCGAAGACUGCUCCAACCGCGUGGUGCAGAGAGGAGUGGUUUUCAGGCUGCGCGUGUUCCUCUCAGAGGACCGUGGGUGGGGUGUGCGCACUAUGGAAGCCAUACCACGCGGCGCCUUUGUGUGCGAGUAUGCUGGCGAGGUGAUUGGCUUGGAAGAAGCUCAGGCCAGGCAGCUCGCUCAGGGACCAGGGGACAUGAAUUACAUCAUUGCCGUGCGGGAGCACGCCGGCCAGGGCGAUGCCCGGGAGACGUUCGUGGACCCCUUCGCCAGGGGCAACGUGGGACGCUUCAUCAACCACUCGUGCCAGCCCAACCUCUUCAUGGUACCCGUGCGCGUGCAUUCUAUGGUGCCCCGAUUGGCACUGUUUGCUGUGCGGGACAUUGUCCCCGAUGAGGAGUUGACGUUUGAUUACUCUGGCAGGUACAACAACCAGGCUUCAGAGACCGCAAAUUCUGACCAGAGCCGUCUGUCAGAGCAGAGCAACCAAGGAGAAAGUGUCAGUUCCCUACAGAGGAAACCCUGUUACUGUGGAGCAGUGAACUGCACAGGAUACCUACCACUGGACAUCACAGUUCUCCACAGUUAGAGGAGAACUUCACUGAGCUACACUAUUCUCCACAGGAGGAUCUUCAUUGUAGUCCACUCAAGCACACUUCUCAUUUGGUUUUCAAACCAUGGCCCCAACUGUGCCAGUUAUGAGUUGAGAAGAACCUGUUCAGAAACUUGGACUGUAGUUAAUGAAAUAAAGAAAUGCUCAGAUGUUUUAGCAUCUCGCAGAUUGUCCUGCAGGACUGGAGCUUCUGCAGUGCGAACGAUAUACUUUUUUCAUACCACCAUCAUGCGAUACAAUUGAAUUCAGUAUGCCAUGCGUGCUGCCACAGGCUAUUGAUGCCAACCUCCCUAGCUGAGGGUUGCUUCCCUACUUCCCUUAUUGGCCAGUGUCAUCAUGUUCCUCCCAAGAGAGUGUUGAGGAGAGAUCUGAUUCAGAGAUGCUUAAACAUACCAUAUCUGCUGUGGUUUUGUUCUUGAAAAGAGGAUGGCUAUUCAUCAGGUUUUUACCAAGGUUACUUUUUUUAUGUGCAUAUUUAUGAAUAUGCAUUAUGCAUGGGAGGUUCAAGGCUUUGCUGCAAAUUGGUUGAUCUCUUCUUGCCUGUCAGUUGUCAGUUUGAGAUGCGCACUGGCCCUUUAAGAUCAUCAUAGGAUUUGCACAGGGCCCAUGUCUCAGGAGAGGCAUGCAAUUAAAAAGAGCCUGUGGGUCCUUCUAUAUAGGAACAGAUCUCACUCCGCGGCCUCACAGAGGGGCGGACGCGACCCACUUCACCGUGCGGCACUCUCAGAUCGGGCCCCUCUCCUCAAAAAAGUGCCCCACAUUCAGUCUAGACCUGCUUUCAUCUUUCUCAUGUUAUUAAUACCCACAUUUGGGUUAAUUAGUUCGGAGACCAUGUUCCGGGCAGAAUUGGGAGCGGAGUGUCAGUCACGUUGACGAGAGGCAAGCGGAGCAGAGCGGCGCGGAGCGGAGUGGAGCGGAUUCUCAUCCAUCUCACACCAGAGCAGAUGGGCUGCCUAUAUGUGAACUCUGUGAAAUUCUUCGAUGCUAAGACUGGCACCACAAGUUUUGUCAGAGUGUAAAUGAGAUGUAUGCUCUUCAGCCCCAAGCAAUGUCAUGUCAUCAUGACACGGAAAAGCCAGCAUGUCCCAAGAAUGUCGGAGUAUGAAGUUACGGAACAAAAGAAAAGAUACACAUUUGUAAAGAUUAAAAAAGCAUGCGUUUUAUAUGCUCCAAAGGAACAAGUCAUCUCUCCUGUGGAUGCUUUGAUAAAGAACCAAGUGUGAUGCCAUGCUAAUUCUAAUCUUUUUUGGCAGUGCUUGCUAUAAUAUAUUUUUUUCCGCAUAUGCAAAUUCCUCCAGGUGGAAUGGCCUCUGUCUAUGUGAGUAGCGUAUGCUAAAGGUUCUCAGCGCCAGUGCAAGUCUCUUCUUUGACCUCCCAGCCAGCGGCUCAAGUGCUCAUCUUUUCAAUGUGUCCUCCUGUAGCGCACCGAGAAUGCUGGGACUGCCAUGGAGGUCGAAUGCUGUUUUUGUCUUAUGACUCAUGUAAUUUGUACGCUCUCUCACAAGUCUCUAUGGCAACAGAAUAAGUGAUAUUGACUGUGUACCAGUCACAGUGUGCUGAAAGAGAGAUGCGUUUUACUUUGAGUGUUACAGAUCAGAAUUUGAAAUGUGGCACACAUAAAGCAGUCACCUAGCAACCUGCCACCUGCCAAAGACUCUUUUCUCAUGCCUUGCUGAAAUUAGGCAUUGCUGCAGGUCACUCUGUAGUGACUAACCAGGUUUAAUGGGAGUGGAAUUAAUUUGGAAUUCAUUUGACCAGCUUAUCUCACUAUCAUAAUAAAACUUAAUGUGUGCCAUAUCUUAGAAUGUCAUAGCGAGUGAAUUAUGGAAUAGUAAAUCCCAGGGGUGAAUUUAAAGGUGAUUAUGUAAUCUAAAGUAAAUGAUCGAGUAGUUAUGAGACGGGCAACUGUGGUUCACUUGGUGGCAUCAUCAGAUAGUUAUGGUGUCUUGGUAUAAAAGUAGGGCAGUAUUUUAUUUAAUCAGUGCCCUACAAGCCUCUACGUGUGUGUGUGUGUGUGUGUGUGUGUGCUACAGACCGUGGAGGAUGUUAUCAGAUCAGUGGAAUUUAAAGGAAUAUUGUGCUCUAUUUUUCAAGAGAUUGAAAAAUCUCUCUAUCAAGAGAUUUCUCUCACCAUAGAUGAAGGAGAAAAGAACAAAAGAAUGUCACUGUGGCCUUGAUCGACAUGUGUGUUUCAAUGGUGAAUGGUCCAUUGGAUAAUAAGGACCCCCAUUUAGGAAAAUGAAGAUUUAAAGACAGCAUAUUUUUUAUUGACGCUGCCAGUACAAACUGUUGCAGGUACA
Molecule: messenger RNA, 3394 nt
Organism: Sardina pilchardus (European sardine)
Lineage: Eukaryota; Metazoa; Chordata; Actinopteri; Clupeiformes; Clupeidae
Gene: setmar
Product: SET domain and mariner transposase fusion gene
Exons: 3
Coding region: 159-1070 (303 amino acids)
Cellular component (GO): nucleus
Molecular function (GO): zinc ion binding; histone methyltransferase activity; protein binding
Source: RefSeq, a predicted model, not a curated record